Corticium candelabrum is the source of this 987-nucleotide messenger RNA. Its product is annotated as protein disulfide-isomerase A5-like. NCBI's taxonomy places the organism in Eukaryota, Metazoa, Porifera, Homoscleromorpha, Homosclerophorida, Plakinidae. The transcript has 5 exons. Gene Ontology annotation, biological process: protein folding. Gene Ontology annotation, molecular function: protein disulfide isomerase activity. Gene Ontology annotation, cellular component: endoplasmic reticulum. The record is from RefSeq and is a predicted model, not a curated record. Bases 490 to 924 code for a protein of 144 amino acids.
ACAGACAGACAGACAAAGAGACAGAGAGACAGAGAGACAAAUAGACAGACAGACAAACAAAGAGACAGACGGACAGGCAAAGGACAGACAGAGUGACAGAUAGACAAACAGACGGACAGACGGACAGACAGAGACAGAUAGACAGACAAACAUACAAAGAGACAGACAGACUAAAGUCGCUGGAGAAUAUUUAGCCUGUACUAGCAGUAAUUGCAGUAUGCAAAUAUAUGACAGACAGACAAAGAGACAGACAGACUGACAAAGAGAGGCAGACAGACGGACGGACGGAUGGAUGGAUGGAUUGAUAGGCAAACAGACAAUCGUACUACUACAAUGUUUCCUUAGCAUUCUGGUAUAUUGGCUGCUCUUGACUGCAUCAAACAACACAAACUGGCCAACAUGCAGGUUUGAGAUUAAGGGAUUCCCUACAGUGAAGUAUUUCAAGUAUGUGUGUGUGUGUCUCGCGGUUUGAUCGAAUAUCUCACCUUCAUGGCUGUCAUAUCAAGGGAUGGGAAGUUUGCAUUUGACUACCCAGGCAGUUGUACCACAGAUGCACUCCUUGAAUUCAUGAACAAUCCUGUGGAGACGACAGCAGCACCUCCAGAGCCGAAGUGGAGUGACCAGGAGAGUGGCGUGAAUCAUCUUACGGAUGAGAAGUUUGGUGGUUUUGUGGAGAAUAGAGAGCACGUGCUGGUCAUGUUUUAUGCUCCACGGUGUGGUCAUUGCAAGAAAGCCAAACGAGAGUUUGAAUCUGCUGCUGAAACAUUGUCUGGCCACGACAACCAAGCAUUAGCAGCAAUCGAUUGCACAGAAUUUUCUGAUGUUUGUACGCAGCAUGGAGUGAAAGGUUAUCCUACAUUUCUAAACAAUUAUUUUCAGUUUGUAUCUAAGCUAUCACAACUUUGGCUAUUGCGACAUAAAUAACGAUUUUGAGUGAUUUAGAAGUGUUCUUAGUACUUGUCAUUAUCUCAAAAUUGACGUAAGUUU